AACGAAGCGAAUGAUCAAUGUUUAUUGAAAUAACAGCCGUCAAUCGGGCGGCAAUAUUUGUUGUACGGUGCGCACAUACUUUCGGAUAAAGGGAUCUGGACUUGCGCGGGAGCUGGCAUACUCGGCGCUUUUGCGUGGCAGCUGUUUAGUGCAUCAGCGCGAGUGCCGCGCACGUCGUUACCGAGUUCUGGUGGCUGAGUUACGUUACGUUAGUCCAUCGUGGAGCAUCGAUCGAGGUGAAUCAGGGAAAGUGCACGCGUCGAUCGGCUCGGAGCGACGAGAGGAAGGACCACCGGCGGGGCCUCGGAGGAGCGGAAGGAUAGGAAGAGAAGGGAAGAGAGAAAGGAAGAAAGAUCGGAACCAGCGUCAGGUUCGAUUAAAUUUAGAGGGAACUGGAAGAGAUCGUUGAGAUCGUAAACGAAACGACGAGCGAAAUCGCAGACGGGAUCGCCGCCGAGCGAAGCGAUCGUUCGCUCUUUGAUCGACUGCGAACCGGUGUUUUACGGCCAAUGAAGGCACGUAAGAGCCGCGACAAAAGUAAGUUCAUCAAUCGUACAGGCCGACUGUAGUGCCGCUCGAGUUUCCUCUCCAGUAAUCGGUGCAGGCCAGUCGAUACGCCGUGGAAAGAGAUCCUCCUUGAGACGAAGGGAUCGACACAGCCCAGGCCCGACCGAUCUCCCCCUUAAUCGCGAAAACUGUUCGUUGCGGUGUCAGUCAGUGCUAACAGCUGCCAAAGAUGCAACGGCAAGAGAGCGAGCUUGAAGAACUCGGGGGCGUUUUAGGGGGUUCCACCGCCGGUGCCCUUGCCCUCGGCGGCAGGUACAAGCCGGAGGAGCUUUCCACCUUGGCGGCCAACACCAGGUUCUCCAGGAAAGAGAUACAACUGAUCUAUCGCGGUUUUAAGCAGGAAUGCCCGACCGGCCUCGUCGACGAGGAAGCUUUCAAGCAGAUCUUCUCUCAGUUCUUUCCGCAGGGAGAUGCCAGCCAGUAUGCUCAUUACGUUUUCAACACCAUGAAGAGGAAACCGUCCGGGAAGAUCAGCUUCGAAGAAUUCUUGACCAUCCUGUCGAAAGUGUCGAGGGGAUCGGUGGAGGAGAAACUUCAAUGGAUAUUCGGGCUUUACGACCUGGACGGGGACGGGUUGAUCAGUAAGGAGGAAAUGCUGGACGUAGUCGGCUCGAUUUACGAGAUGUUGGGCCGUUACACUCAGCCACAAAUAGUCGAGCCGCAUUUGGCAGCCCGGGAACACGUCGAUCGCAUUUUCCACUUAAUGGACGCGAAUAAAGACGGCGUGGUGACAAUCGAGGAAUUAGUACAAUGGUGUUCGAAGGAUGAGCAGCUAUUGCGAAGUCUCGACACUCUCGACACUGUCUUAUGAGAUCUUUACGAUUACUUUUUAACCUUUGUCACUUCCCGAGAGCCACUCACCUCCUGGAAAUUGUAACGCAACGUUCGAUUCAGCUCUGAGCGCAAUCUCGAGAACCAUGUAAUAUUAAACAGUGAGAAUCGAGUUUCAGAUUGCCAUCCGAGCUCAUCGAAUGUUCUUUGUAAAUAUGUACCUACCCUACCUACCCAGUCUUUCAACCGUGAUAUCGGAAGCACGAUGAAUUUAACAGUAUUAUCUUGAUCCCUUUUCUUCUCGCGUCGCGUGCGAAUCGUUCGCUGGAUUCGACAGGUCGCUUGGUCGUGGUAAGGAAAAUUAAUUUAUAAAAAAAGAUUAAUUGGUAUGUCGUCGACGGAUAAUAAUAUUUCUUUACGGUUCGAAAUAGCACAGUUCAAUAAUUCAGAGUGAACUGUCGAAUCGCAGAAUUGCUAGAUAAGAUCGAUGCGACGGGAACAGUCCAGACACAAUGAAUUAUAACGGAGUCUGAAUGCUGUAUCCCAAAUACGAAUGAAUUUUUUAAAUUUUGUCAACUUAUGCUAUAACGUCUGUUCAAACAAAAUUCGAUUUGAUAUCGUCGACUUCUAUAUUUCUUCUUUCCUGUAUUCGGCGAUUUGAGAAAAGUGCUCGUUCUCUUAGGCAAUUUCGUCGCACAUACAAAGUAGUUUUAGUUUACGCGACUACCUAAUUGUCUCUAAUUAAAGUGCACGUACGAUGCUGAUCGUCGUGGCACUUAAAAAGUAUCUUCAAGGAGCUUCGAUUAUCCAUCGACCGGGUCGCCUUCAUAUGUUAUAUCUUUGCAAACGUAGUUACAAGGGUUGAACGUUUAUUUGAAAUCAUCGCAUCCAUAGCUUAACUGGAGAGAAGGAAUUGGAAUAGGAGUUUCUCCUAAGUUUCAACUAUUAGACUCUGGCACAUGCGAAUAAAGUUCUCAUCUGCGAUUAUAGAAAUCUUUCCUUCGAGUAAGAAAAUUGGAAAUUCGCGUAUGUCGAUAGAUGAUAGAUUUAACGGUAUCCUCGGAGACCCACGAUGGAAGAUGUAGUCAUAGUUACCCAGUAAUAGUGGAUGAUCGUAGUACCCUCGACCAAUUAAGAGAAACGUGGUCUUUUAAAGAUCAACGCCUCGUGUGAUUUUCUCGUACCUUAUCUACUAUAUUUAUUAUUACUGUUAUAAUGACAAUUAUUAUCAUUCCAAUUACAUGUCGUUUAUUGAAUUGAUGCGAGCAAGCAGAGACUAUAUCGAUAUGUACUCAAGAUAUUCUAAAACACGCACGAUAUCUUAUGCGUACAAAUCUCAUCGAAUUUGUUGAAUUUCACAAGUUUAUUGAAAUACUGUA
Molecule: messenger RNA, 2717 nt
Organism: Ceratina calcarata
Lineage: Eukaryota; Metazoa; Arthropoda; Insecta; Hymenoptera; Apidae
Product: Kv channel-interacting protein 2
Exons: 5
Coding region: 737-1378 (213 amino acids)
Molecular function (GO): calcium ion binding
Source: RefSeq, a predicted model, not a curated record